AUGCCUCUUUGCAAACUAGAGAUCAUUGAUGCUAUCAUCCAGCCUAAGGUCAUCGUUCCCGAAGAUGCCUGGCUCGGGUCUCUAAAGGCCUUCCAGCCGGACCCUCAGCAGUGGGUGCCGCGUCCCCUGCAGAAAGAGCUUGCCGCUCUGCGUCUUCGUGUUGAAGAGCUUUCCGCCAUUUCGCCUAGCACACGCCGCGCACCCGGCUCGCAUGAGGAAGAGGAUCCGACCAUGAUGUCUGGAGGCGUUGGUGGCCCGGUCAACCCUUCCGCCAACGCCGGUUCCCCCUACGUCCGCUCCGGCCCUACCAACGACCCUGUCGCUCGCAGGCGUGCCGACCGCGCUGCCGAAGAGGACCGCCGUCUGGCUCUGCUCCGCAACCAGGAAGAGUACGACCUCCUGCACGCUCGUUCUCCCCGUGUCGGUUCCGCUGCCCGUGGUCGUGACGUAGCUCCUACUCACACCCCGAGCACGUCUCGCUCGCAGACCGCACCCGUCGUCCGUACGCCGUCGGCCCUGCCGAGCGCGAGCGUCGCCGCCGCGAGUUCGACGCCGGCAAAUUGA
Messenger RNA from Aureobasidium pullulans EXF-150, 564 nucleotides. RefSeq lists its product as uncharacterized. The transcript is spliced from 2 exons. The record is from RefSeq and is a predicted model, not a curated record. The coding region runs from base 1 to 564 and encodes 187 amino acids. Lineage: Eukaryota; Fungi; Ascomycota; Dothideomycetes; Dothideales; Saccotheciaceae.